CUCCGGAGUAUCGAGCGAGUUUAGAAGUUCUCCCUCCUUUGGGACAUUCUCCGGAGUAUCGAGCGGGUCCUAGGAGCGAGUUAAGAACUUCUCCCCCCUGUGGGACAUUCUCCGGAGCACCAUGGAUCCCGGUUCCUCCCUCACGCAGACCUGCAGCUCCGGGAGCAGGCGCUGACGAAGAGGAGGAUGAAGGUGCUGGUUUCUCGCGGGUAGGACUCGCGGCACAGAGCGGGUCAUUACAUGGAGACUCGCCUGACAUGCCCAGGAAGGAGUUGCCACUACCUGAGGGUUGGGAGGAGGCCAGAGACUUCGAUGGAAAGGUCUACUACAUCGACCACAUCAACCACUGCACCAGCUGGAUCGACCCCAGGGACAGGCAGACGAAGCCUCUGACGUUUGCCGACUGCAUCGGGGACGAGCUGCCGAUCGGCUGGGAGGAGGCGUACGACCCCCAGGUCGGAGCGUACUAUGUCGACCACAACACCAAGAAGACGCAGCUGGAGGACCCGCGGGCGCAGUGGCAGCGGGAGCAGGAGGCCAUGCUGCGGGACUACCUGGCCGUGGCCCGGGACGCCCUCAGCGCCCAGAAGGAGAUCUACCAGGUGAAGGAGCAGCGGCUGCGGCUGGCGCAGCAGGAGUACCGGCAGCUCAACGACGCCUGGAGGGACAAGACCACGUCCCAGACCAGCUUGAAUUCACGAUCAUCGUCUUCCAGCAAGUACGACCCCGAUAUCCUGAAAGCAGAAAUAGCCACAUCGAAAAGUCGGGUGAACAAGCUGAAGAGGGACCUGGCCUGUAUGAAGCAGGAGCUGCAGUUCAAAGAGCAAGGCUUCGAGACCCUCAGAGGGAUCGACCAGAAGGUUUCCAGCUUCCCGUUGGGCUUCAAGCUGCAGGAGGCGCAGGCCAUCCUGAGCGAGGUGCGAACCAUCCGAGACGCCAUCAGCUCCGGAGAGAAGGAGAAGCAGGAACUCAUGCAGAAACUGGCGGUUCUGAAGGACGGGUUCCAGCUGGACUCCGGCUCGCAGCAGGACCUGUGGGGCAGCAGUCCCUCGCUCGCCAACUCCGAGCUGAACAUCCCGAGGAUCUACUCGGACGCCGGCUCGCAGACCGACAUCCCUGCAGAGUUCCUGAGCAGCAGCAACAAACUGGCGGAGAAGGUUCGUCUGAGUCUGAAGUACGAGGAGGCCAAGAGGAGGAUCGCCACCAUCGAGGUGCAGAUCGCCAAACUGGACAGCGAGGCGUGGCCGGGGCUGCUGGACCCCGAGCGGGACCGCCUCAUCCUCAUCAACGAGAAGGAGGAGCUUCUGAAGGAGCUGCAGUACGUCCGGCCCCGGCAGCGGCUGCAGCCCAGCGACGCCCAGAAGCUGGAGUCCGAGAAGAAGCGUCUGGAGAGAGACCUGCAGAACGCCAGAGACAACCAGAGCAAGGCGCUGACCGAGAGGCUUCGACUUCACUGCAAAAGAAACAAACUGGUGCGGGAGCUGGAGGAGAUGGUUCGACUGGCGGCGACACUUCACACUCAGCUGAAAAGCCUCUCAGCCAGCACCUUGUCCUGCUCCUCCGGCAGCAGCCGAGGAUCCUUGACGUCGAGCCGCGGUUCCCUCGCCACCACCUCCAGCCUCGGCUCCUCCUCCUCGCUCAGCUUCACCGACAUCUACCUGGAGCAGCCCGAGCUGGCCGACCCGGACUUCCAGAACAAGCUGGACAGCCUCCUGCAGGAGGGGGGGCAGGGGGGCUACCGGCCCUCCAGCUCCAUCACCACCAUCCACGAGCACGAGGUGGUGACGGGCUGCGGGGGGGGCCGGGACGCCGUGACGCCCGGGGACAAAGUGGGCGGGGCGGGAGGAGACACGGGAAGCCCGGCUGGAGGGAGCGCAGCGGGCGGGGGGGCGGAGCCGGGGUCCACCAGGAUCCAGACCCUCAGACUCUCAGAGACUCCUCGCUCCAUGAGCUCCUUAUCGCCUCGCUCGUCCCUCUCCUCUCUCUCUCCGCCCUGCUCGCCGCUGGUCACAGACACCAGCUUCCUGUCCGGGGAGACGUUCCCGGGUCAGACGGGUCCCGGUGGUCUGGGUCUGGACCUGGAGCUCCACAGCCGGCUCACGGAGCUGGAGCUCAGCCUGGACGCUCAGGAGCAGGACCAGGGCUCGGGGGGGCCGGAGGAGAAGCAGGACGCCAACACAUCGCCCGGCGGGGAGGUCAAAGGUGAACAGGAAGUUGUAGACCUGUUUCCUGUCUUGUCUUUUCAACCAGUAGAAAUAAUCCUCAUCGAGAACGCCGGCGCUCAGAUCAGUUUGGCGGAUGUCAGCUGUUCGGACGAGAGACGCACAAAGUGGUUCAACCUGCUGAGCCGCGCCUACAUGCCUGACAUCAGACAGGAGGACGAGGACAGCAGAGCAGCCGGAGGCUCGGACCGGACGCGAGUUUCCAGCAGCGACACAGUCGGAGCUUCUGAGGACGACGAGUGGCACUGCGACCCACUGGAGGCCGACCUGUUUGAGGAUGAAGAUGGAAAUGGCGUGGGGGGAGCUGGGCCUCUGGAGGAGGAGGAGCUUUAUCCCGACAGCAGCCAAUCGGAAGCAGAAGAAGAGGAAGAGGGGGAGGAGGAAGAGGAGGAAACUAGACCUCCUCCUCCUCCUCCUCCUCCUGCGACAGGAGCAAGGAUCCCAGAGACGGUGAACAAGGAGACGAGUGUCCACGGUCUGUCCUCGUCCCACCACUGCUCCGUGGUCCGUCCCAAGGAGCGGCGCCCGGACGUCCACCAGCAGAACCCGUUCAUGAGAGGCAACACCAUCAUCCGCUCCAAGACCUUCUCCCCCGGACCUCAGAGCCAGUACAUCUGCAGGAUAAACCGCAGUGACAGCGACAGCUCCACCCUCUCCAAGAAGUCGCCGUUUGUCAGAAACGCCUCCGAGAGACGUAGCAUGCGCAUGAAGAAGCCUCCUGUGCAGGUCAAAGGACUGGACGGGCUCCUGAGGACCUCCAUGGACCUGGAGCUGGACCUGCAGGUGUCCCGGACCCGACAGACCCGGCUGGCCCAGGAGCUCCGGGUUCUUCGGGAGCUGAAGACGCAGCUGGAGAAGGCGAGACAGCUGGGCCAGAGGGAGCUGCCGGCCUGGGUCCAAGAGGACGAGCGCUUCCGAAUCCUCCUCAAACAGGCGGAGAAACAGACUCGAGAGGAGCAGCUGCAGGAGAAGCGGGUGGAGAAGAGGAUGCGAGCAGCGGCCAAGGACGUCCACAAGAUCCGGGGCCAGAGCCGCAAAGAGGUUCCUGAGGUCCAGACCUUCAGAGAGAAGAUGGCGUUCUUCACACGAGCGCGGAGCAGCAUCCCCGACCUGCCGGCCGACAGCGUGUAGAGAAGCAUUUCAAAGUACCCCCCC
Limanda limanda (common dab) is the source of this 3377-nucleotide messenger RNA. RefSeq names its product WW and C2 domain containing 1 (gene wwc1). The record is from RefSeq and is a predicted model, not a curated record. The coding region runs from base 258 to 3353 and encodes 1031 amino acids. Gene Ontology annotation, molecular function: kinase binding; molecular adaptor activity. Gene Ontology annotation, cellular component: cytoplasm. Gene Ontology annotation, biological process: negative regulation of organ growth; regulation of hippo signaling; regulation of DNA-templated transcription. Lineage: Eukaryota; Metazoa; Chordata; Actinopteri; Pleuronectiformes; Pleuronectidae. The transcript is spliced from 19 exons.